UACAUGCUUAGUUAGAGCAGGUUUUCGCAAUAAAAGAUAGAAAAAAAGUUAGAAAUAAAAGACUACGAUAUGUCCUUAUACUUCGCAUUUUUCUGUAGUAUUUUGACAUUCAAGUCGAUAAAUGCGGCAUCGUUCCGAACAGAUUCCUCACAAACAAACUGGAAAUAUCAUAACUACGAGGAUAUGACAAAAUUACUACAAGAAUUUUCAAAAAACUUUACGGAGAUAACACGCCUUUAUGACAUAGGAAAUUCCGUGCAAGGACGCAAACUUUGGGUGAUGGAAUUGUCAAGCAAACCUGGAAAGCAUCAGGUUGGAAUACCUGAAUUUAAAUAUAUUGCAAACAUGCACGGAAAUGAAGCCGUAGGAAGAGAGGUACUUUUACGAUUAAUUAAAGAGUUUUGUGAAAAAUACAAAACUGACCCAGAGCUAAAGAGAUUCAUCUACACGACACGUAUACACAUAAUGCCGAGCAUGAAUCCAGAUGGCUUUGAAUUAGCGUACAAUUCAGGUGAAGACUCCAAACGUGAUUGGCUUAUUGGUCGAUCUAACGCAAACAAUAUAGACUUGAAUCGAAACUUUCCCGAUCAAUUCUUCGGAUUGAUAAGUGGUAAACCUCAGCCGGAAACAAGAGCCGUAAUGACAUGGAUCAAAUCAUACCCAUUUGUUCUCAGUGCAAAUCUUCAUGGCGGCUCUUUGGUAGCAAACUAUCCCUUUGAUGACGGCAUAGACGGUGAAGCAACAUACAGCAGGUCACCAGAUGACGACGUGUUCCAAGCACUGGCAAAAACAUUUUCAGAGAACCACGAAACCAUGCAUUUGGACAACCCCCCUUGGCCGUGUCCCGGAGUACCCAUGGAGCAUUUUCAAGACGGCAUCACGAACGGCGCUAAGUGGUACAGUGUUACUGGUGGCAUGCAAGAUUACAACUACGUAACGAGCAAUUGUUUUGAAAUAACUAUCGAGCAAGGAUGCAAGAAAUUCCCGCCGGCAGCAGAGCUUCCGAAAUACUGGCGGGAAAAUAGAAACUCCUUGCUGGCGUAUCUCGAUCAGGUACACAAAGGAGUGAAAGGUGUUGUCAAGGACGAGAAUGGAUUACCAAUCAAAGAUGCAACAAUUGCCAUAAAAAACAGACGUAAAAACGUGAAAACAGCUGUCGAUGGCGAUUAUUGGCGGCUAUUAUUGCCAGGUAAAUACGAGGUAACAGCAUCAGCCCCAGGUUAUAUUGCCUCUACGAAGAAAGCGAAUGUUGAAGACGCACCUGCCACCAAAGUAAACUUUGUCCUAAAGAAGUCUAACAUAAACUUUAAGAAUUACCAGUACGACCAAAUGACGCACGUGGGAGAAAAACCCGGGACCGGAGUAUUAUCUAGACCAUUGCUAGCUACAAACCCUCCCGGACAAAAUCCUCAAAUUCCAGCUAUGGGCCUAUCAAUUCAUGACAUGAUGAACAACCCUGGACAGAAUAUGGAUUGGGAUGAUUAUAGCAAUUCAAUAACUGCUGGAGCUGGAGAUGGUGCACUGUUUGAACAACAAUAUCAAGAUGGAGCUAUGGGAUUAUCAAACAACUUAAGUCCUUUUGGGCAAAUGGAAAACGGACCGGCCUCCAUGCCAAAUGUCGGAAUUCUACCCAGUGCUCAGAUGGAAGAUGGUUUUAUACCAAAUUAUCAAAAUGACAAGACUUUCCAAAAAAUAAGUGGCAUGCCAGAUAUUGGCGCUUUGGGAGGUAACAAAAUUUCAAGAUUUUUCACCGGUACUCCAUUCACGCAAGGAGUAAAUCUUGACGACAUUGCAAUGUCUUCUCCGUACGAGUCGAACUCUAAGGACUACAUAGACAGCCGAUAUUCAAAUACGAACAAUAAUAUGCAACUCAGAAUGCCUUAAAAAUCAUUCAUAAGAUACGGAUGGUUUAAACUGAUUACAAUAUCUGAAUUUGAGUGCAAAAUUGAAGUCAAGUAAGUCGUUUCGCUGUAAAAACUACUUUACUGCUAAGAGAGAACAAAUUUCACAUGCAAUUAGUUCUUGAAAAAAUAACCUUGUAAAGGAUCACUGUAUCAUGAGUAUUUUUAUUAUUUUACAUUUCAAUACAAAAAUAAAGAAUUUGCCCACAAA
Molecule: messenger RNA, 2112 nt
Organism: Xenia sp. Carnegie-2017
Lineage: Eukaryota; Metazoa; Cnidaria; Anthozoa; Malacalcyonacea; Xeniidae
Product: carboxypeptidase D-like
Exons: 2
Coding region: 70-1884 (604 amino acids)
Biological process (GO): proteolysis
Molecular function (GO): metallocarboxypeptidase activity; zinc ion binding
Source: RefSeq, a predicted model, not a curated record